Molecule: messenger RNA, 1974 nt
Organism: Pseudocercospora fijiensis CIRAD86
Lineage: Eukaryota; Fungi; Ascomycota; Dothideomycetes; Mycosphaerellales; Mycosphaerellaceae
Exons: 3
Coding region: 13-1974 (653 amino acids)
Biological process (GO): cell division
Molecular function (GO): protein binding
Source: RefSeq, a predicted model, not a curated record
UAUCAAACCGCCAUGGAGACUUUCCUAAGAAAAUGGCGACAAGACGCCUUGAAUAGACACCAGUAUGAUACAGCCAUCUUCGUUGGAGACAAGCUGCUGGCAUUGACGAACUCCGACAUUGAUGCGUACGCACUCGCUCAAACACAUUUCGCGGCCGGCAACUACACGCGCGCAUUGGCAUUCGUCACUCGAUCCGAUCUCUUACAGCGCUCUCCAAGAUCGCGAUACUUGGCCGCGCACUGCUAUAUCAAGCAGAAUCGGCACGAGGAAGCACUGCAGAUUUUAGGCGAAAAGAACCCAGUACAUUUGGUCACCACCACAGAUGCAGCGCGGAGAAAACUGCAGCACUUAAGCAAUGGGCUCACCAGCAAACAGCAUGGGAAAUCAAAGUUGCCCAGUCGGACAGACAGGGCGGACAGAAGUGAGGAGCGAGACCGCGAAGAUGCAGCCAACAUCAAGCACGAGGCCGGUAUGUGCUAUCUGCGUGGCCUGUGCUACGCGAAGCAGAAUGCUUUUGAUCGGGCGAAAGAGUGCUAUAAAGACGCUGUGCGGAUAGACGUACAAUGCUUCGAAGCAUUCGACCAGCUCGUGAAGAACAGUCUCAUGAGCCCCAGCGAAGAAUGGGAGUUCUUGGACACACUCAACUUCGAAUCGAUACAGCCAGAGUCCGGAGACGCGGAAACUGCAGCUGAAGCAGCAGACUUUACAAAGAAUCUUUACUCGACUCGGCUUUCGAAGUACACUCAGCCGGAAGUUUUCGAGACCGCCAUCGAGACUUUGUCAUCACAUUACAGAUUGGCACAGAAUCCUGACAUACUCCUGGCAAAAGCCGAAAUCGCCUUCACAAGCUCUCGCUACCAGGAAGCAGUCAACUUGACCAACCAGAUCCUAGAGUCCGAUCCCUACAACUUUGCAUGCCUGCCGCUCCACUUGUCUCUGCUACAUCAGCUCAACCACAACCAUGCACUUUUCUCGCUGUCCCAUGACCUGGCCGAUACCCAUCCGGAUGAGCCUUGCACCUGGCUUGCUGUAGGAACCUACUAUCUGGCUACGAAUCGUAUCAAUGAAGCUCGCUCUUAUUUCUCCAAAGCCAGUCUGAUGGAUCCGCAUUUUGGAGCUGCUUGGAUAGGCUUCGCGCACACCUUUGCUGCAGAAGGUGAAAGUGACCAGGCGAUUGCAGCCUACAGCACAGCUGCGCGACUCUUCCAGGGCACGCACCUUCCCCAGAUGUUCCUGGGGAUGCAGGAGAUUGCGCUCGGCAAUUUGAACAUUGCGCGAGAAUACCUCGCUGCAGCUUUCAAGCUGUGUCAAACAGAUCCAACCUUGGUGAACGAGCUUGGCGUCGUCGCAUAUCUGGAGGAUGAUUACGAAAUAGCUGUGCGACAUUUUGUGAAUGCUCUCGAGUUGGCUGAUAAGACUGGUGCUCCUCCAAACCAAUACACAAGCACGCGCCUAAACCUAGCACAUGCUCUCCGAAAAGCCGAGAACUUCGAGGAGGCACUCCAGCAAUUUGAGGAAGUCAUUCGGUUGGGAUUGCGAGACGCCAGUGUUUUUGCAUCCAAAGGUCUUGUGUUGAUGGAGCUGGAUCAGUACUUUGAAGCGACUGUCGCCUUGCACGAAGCUCUGGCAAUCUCGCCUCAAGAUCCCAUUGCCUCAGAUCUACUCCCUAAAGCUCUCGGUCAGCUGGAGAACGAAGGAGCUGGGUAUCUCUACAUUGAUGAUUUUGGUGACGAGGUGUGGGCCUCAGUGCCAUGGCAGGGACUGAGCAUGGCCAUGCAAACAGCGCAGCCACAUCGCGAGGCCUUGCACAGCGUGAUGCGUGACCUUUCGAUUGAAGGACAGUCGAGAGACACGCCAAUAACAGAAGCCAACAAUGGAGCUCGAGGCGAGCGGUCGCAGCGAGAGAACGCAGGUCCAGAGGUGCAACCACCAGCACUUCCGCUCCGACGUAUUCCAAGUCGCAUGGGCAGAUGA